This is a messenger RNA of Astrephomene gubernaculifera, 1201 nucleotides long. The record is from the annotation of a GenBank genome assembly. NCBI's taxonomy places the organism in Eukaryota, Viridiplantae, Chlorophyta, Chlorophyceae, Chlamydomonadales, Astrephomenaceae.
GGAGGAGGAGCAGAAGGUGGAGGGCGGGUUGUACCCGCCUGUGAGGGACGGGGCAAAGGUUGUCUCCGUGUUGCGCCGCGCCGCCAAGGUGGCCCGCCAGGCCAAGGCGCAGUACGGCGCCACGGGGCGGGUGCGCAACGCGGCCUACGUGGGGGCGUUCGCGGAGGUGCUGGACGCCAGCAUGCGGCUGUGGGAUGCGGGGGUGCCGGAGCUGGGGGCGGAGCAGAUUCAAGCCCUCAUCGACGCCGUGCAGUCCGACCUGGCCGCCGGCGUGCAGCCCGACCCCGCCAGCCUGCGCCGCUGGCAGUCCUCCCUGGCGCAUGCGGCCGACAUGGCGCAGCAGCCGGCGGGCAAGGGCAGGUACGGGACACUCAAGCUGCCACCCGCGGGUAGUGCUGCUGCUGCUGGGGGAGCUGCUUCGUCGCCUUCGUUGUAAUGCCGCUGAUGUGGUUUGUAAUGCCGCUGAUGUGGUUUGAUGUCGUGUUGAGCAUGACUUUGCUGUGGUUUGGAGAGAAGGGAGGAGGAGGACGGGAGGAGUGUGGGUUACGGGCUUGGUUGGGAGGAAACGUGGGAGGUAUUGGUUGGUGGUAGGGGCUUGGGAGGAGGGAGGCGUGGUGGCGUGAGGAGAGGGCUGGUUGCGUGGAUUGCGGGACGGUUACUUGGUUGUUCUGAGGGCGGUGGGUUCUGGACACCGCGGGCAUACGUUGUGAGCAGUUAGUUGGGGCAGGUUGACGGGCGCUACUGGGAAGCCGCAGCUUGGGAGGAGGAUAUGGGCGGCAUGUACGUGGAUUAUGGGUUUGGGGAAAUCGGUCUUCUUAACACAUCCUCUGAAGGGGCAAGCAAGAAGGGCGCAAGGAAACGUAAAGCAGCAAUCGGCGGUUGUGAAGAGCCUUUCAAGAGCUCUGCUUUUGUACCAGCUGGGUCUCUUCCAACGCGCUCAUUUCGGCAUCAUCAUCGGCAUUUGCACCCCUUUUGACGUAGCGUAGCACGUAUGUGGUGGUGGCUACAAGCUUGGCUCCUGCAGGUAUGAUGCUGUGAUGCUGUAGGAGGAGCGUGGCUGAACGACGAGGCUGCGCGAGAUGCAUCAUUGUGUCAUGCAACCUCGGACAGGGUGGCCCAACUGCCGUAUGUAUUUUGGUGUGCGCCGCUAAUGCAGCGGAUUGGAAUCUUGGUAACGGCUUGUAAAAAGCUUGAUGAUAUG